Messenger RNA from Amborella trichopoda, 1803 nucleotides. RefSeq names its product Nucleotidylyl transferase superfamily protein (gene OVA4). Lineage: Eukaryota; Viridiplantae; Streptophyta; Magnoliopsida; Amborellales; Amborellaceae. Gene Ontology annotation, cellular component: chloroplast; mitochondrion. The record is from RefSeq and is a predicted model, not a curated record. Gene Ontology annotation, biological process: tryptophanyl-tRNA aminoacylation. Gene Ontology annotation, molecular function: tryptophan-tRNA ligase activity; ATP binding.
AGAGCUUGAACUCCGCCAUUUUCAGGAUAAAGUUUGGGGAGCUCUCUCUCUCUCUCUCUCUCUCUCUCUCUAAACUGCCACUCUCAAGCAUCCAUUAUCACCAAAAUAAGAAAGGAAAAAGAAGAGAGAGAAGGAAAAGAGAUAUAUAGAAAAUGGGUCAUUCUAUUCUCAUUUCCACACUGGCGUGUUGCCGUAUUGGAACCAACUAUUUGAGAAGAAGCAGAGGGCGAUGGCGCAAGUACGGGAUUGAUGCCACGUAUCUCACCAAACAGAGGAAUGCUCCUCUUAGCCGUUGCUAUGCUUCACUAUCCGAAUCGGGUGAUGGAGAGAUCCCCAUAUCUGUGAAGAAGAGGGUUGUCUCAGGUGUUCAGCCAACCGGAGCAAUACACCUUGGAAACUAUCUUGGUGCCAUAAAAAACUGGGUUUGGCUUCAGGACACAUAUGAAACUCUCUUUUUCAUUGUGGACCUACAUGCGAUAACUCUGUCAUAUGAUGCUCAGCAGUUAUCCACAACAACUAGGAACACAGCAGCCAUUUAUAUUGCAUGUGGCAUAGACCCAUCCAAGGCUUCUAUCUUUGUGCAGUCUCAUGUUCAUGCCCAUGUCGAACUAAUGUGGUUGCUUAGUUCAAUUACACCUCUUGGUUGGCUUAAUAGAAUGAUUCAGUUCAAAGAGAAAUCACGCAAGGCGGGAGAUGAAAAUGUGGGUGCUGCUUUGCUGACUUACCCUGUGCUUAUGGCUUCUGAUAUUCUUUUGUAUCAGUGUGACUUGGUUCCUGUUGGAGAGGACCAGAAGCAACAUCUUGAGCUGACCAGGGAACUGGCUGAACGAGUAAAUUAUCUAUUUGGAGGAAAGAAAUGGAAGAAAAUGGGAGGACGAGGAGGGAGAAUUUUUAAGAUGCCAGAGGCCUUAAUUCCUCCAGCAGGAGCUCGUGUGAUGUCUCUCACUGAUGGCCUUUCUAAGAUGUCCAAAUCAGCUCCUUCGGAUCAAUCUCGAAUCAAUCUUUUAGAUACAAGAGAUAUGAUUGCAAACAAGAUAAAGCGUUGCAAAACGGAUUCAUUCUCUGGACUAGAAUUUGACAAUCCCGAGAGACCAGAAUGUAACAACCUCCUUUCAGUUUACCAGCUUGUUACCGGAAGAUCCAAAGAGGAAGUUGCCUUGGAAUGCCAGAACAUGACUUGGGGCACAUUCAAAACCAAGCUAACUGAUGCCUUAAUCGAUCAUUUACAGCCCAUCCAGGCUCGUUAUGAAGAUAUUAUCUCUGACUCAGCUUAUUUGGAUAACGUCCUUGCUGAAGGAGCGACAAAAGCUGCCAGCAUUGCAGAUGCUACCCUCCAUAAUGUUUAUCAGGCCAUGGGAUUUUUGCGACCAUGAGAGAGAGAGAGAGAGCAAAAGAAGAUGUCAGCAUAUAAGAUGCUUCUACUGAUCAUUGUUAGCAAGACUAUAAGAUUCUUGCAUCCAUGAUGCUGGAAAGAGAGAGAGAGAGAGGUGCCGGUUGGAACCGGUGCAGGGAAUUCCAUUUAAAAAAACGGAACCUUAAAAGUUCUCUUUUAGAUGAUUUUUGACUUUACAUCCACUGCUUUUGCUUAUUGUUGAGCUAUCGCUAUCAAGUUUAUUCCACCAUAAGGGUUGCCCCAAAAGUUGUUCUAGAUUUGGUGGCAUCUCCCCAUUGUCCCUUCACUCAUUGUUUUCAGCCGUUGUAUUCAGUCAGUUUCUCUGCUUUCAAUUGAUUCCCGACAUUUUUCAUGUCUUUCAUUUCCAACUUAUAAUAGAUACAUUACCCCUGGACGGUUUUAUUUUUCUA